Messenger RNA from Dibothriocephalus latus, 351 nucleotides. The record is from the annotation of a GenBank genome assembly. Lineage: Eukaryota; Metazoa; Platyhelminthes; Cestoda; Diphyllobothriidea; Diphyllobothriidae.
AUGUACUCAGUUGUUCAUUUUGUCGGCGAUCAAACCGUAGGCGUGGUUGCGGCAUCCUGGUUUAUAUACCCGCAUACCGUCUAUUGGCCUAAAAACGCCAUGAAACGCAGACAUUUGCUGGAGAGGAAUGUUAAGCCGCCGGAGUCCACCCUCUGUUAUCGCGUCCGAACGAUACAGGGCAACUUAAAAUUGGAAAAGGCCCGGCGGAAGGUUGCCAAGGCUCUAAUGUCGGACAAUCUGUCCAGCUUUGAGCCCACUCAAAGAGGCAAAGGAAUGAGAAAAGAGUACUUUAUCAUUACCGAUAAUAUCACUUUCCAGAUUUGCCCGCCAGAUAUGAUCAAGUUCGGAUGA